This is a messenger RNA of Onychostoma macrolepis, 7623 nucleotides long. It is a transcript of the gene adgra2, whose product is annotated as adhesion G protein-coupled receptor A2. The transcript has 19 exons. The record is from RefSeq and is a predicted model, not a curated record. NCBI's taxonomy places the organism in Eukaryota, Metazoa, Chordata, Actinopteri, Cypriniformes, Cyprinidae. Bases 626 to 4729 code for a protein of 1367 amino acids. Gene Ontology annotation, cellular component: Wnt signalosome; plasma membrane. Gene Ontology annotation, molecular function: protein binding; G protein-coupled receptor activity. Gene Ontology annotation, biological process: central nervous system development; cell surface receptor signaling pathway; positive regulation of canonical Wnt signaling pathway.
UGUGAGUGUGACAGGAUGGCAGAGGAAAAGCGCCAGAGUCCUGGAAUUAAGAUCGGGACCGUUAUUCAAAGUCAGAUUGCGACUGACACCACACGGACCCCGGAGCGCACCGGAGCCGCAGCGCGUCAGGUUUGCUGAUGCGCAACUGGAACUUUUUAACAAGUCAAAUUGCAUUUUUCUGUGAAAUACUCCAGGAUAAAGUAUGGAAAACAGCUGCUUUGAGGAAUCGUAAUUGCGGUGCGCUCAAAAGCACAAGAGUAACAACUUCACUUUCCUUUAGAAAGGCGACAAAGUGACAUUUCUGCGCGUCGCUCGUUUGCGCUCGUCACAUGCGUAAAGUUUUUUAAAGUGCUCCUUCGCUUUUAUUUGGGACAUGGAGGAAAGAAAAUGCAUGAUGGAAAUAUGACAUGAUGGAUAUAUUUUACUGCAUCAGUGACAGGAGUCCUGUCAUGUUUUAACAGAAGAGAGAGUGUUGCAGUCUGACGUGGUGAUCUAGCCAUUCAUACUUGGAAAGGAAUAACUGUGUUUCUCAGCAUUGAUGCUUCAAGUUAGUAUCAGCCAGAAAAGCUUGUGCCCUGAUGUCAUGGGCUGACCUGGGACCGCACAGUUGAUAGUGUGGGGGACAAUGUCGGGACCCUGCGUCCGCAUCCCGUUUUGGGUUCGUGUGUUUCUCCUGCUGCUGCUUCACAGAGUCUCUGCAGGCUGUCCGGAGCUCCUCUCCAGCGGCUGCAGCUGCGCAGAGGACCGCGGCAAAGCUCACACUGCGCCCGGGGCGCGGAGGAAAGUGAGCUGCGUUGGGAAGGAGCUGACUGAGACGCCCGAAGUCAGUCUGCUUCCCAACAGGACCGUCUCUUUAAAUCUGAGCAACAAUCGCAUCCGCGUCCUGAAAAAUGGCUCCUUCGCUGGCUUGUACUCCCUCGAGAAGCUGGAUCUCAGGAAUAACUUGAUCAGCACCAUCAUUCCUGGAGCCUUUCUGGGUCUCACAGCUCUUCGAAAACUUGACCUAUCCAGUAACCGAAUUGGGUGCCUGACCUCAGAAGUGUUCCAGGGACUUACCAACCUCACAAAAUUAAACAUCUCUGGAAACAUCUUUUCCUCUCUGGAUCCACAUUUGUUUAUGGAGUUGCACUCUCUAAAGCUGGUGAACUUUCAUUCUGAGUUCCUGUCAUGUGACUGCGGUCUGCGCUGGGUCCCAGGCUUUUUCCGCAGCAGUUCUGCUCGGCUUGGGGACGAAACACUGUGUGCGUAUCCCAGGAGACUUCAAAACAAACCCCUGCGACUCCUGAGAGAGACUGACCUCAGCUGUGAGGGUCUGCUGGAGCUGCACACGCUGUCUCUUUUACCCUCGCUGCGGCAGGUUGUGUUUAAGGGGGACAGGCUGCCUUUCCAUUGCACUGCUUCACUGGUGGACAAAGUCACUGCUCUUCACUGGCGACACAACGAACAGCCUGUCACCACGGACCCUACCAAUGGAGUUCAUCUGGAAGAGAGUGUGCAGCAUGACUGCACCUUCAUCACCAGUGAGCUGAUCCUGUCAAACGUCCAUGUCGAGGCGAGUGGUGAGUGGGAGUGUGUGGUGUCCACGGGCCGUGGGAACGCCUCACGCAGUGUGGAGAUAGUGGUACUGGAGAACAGCGCCUCCUUCUGUCCGGAGCAGAGAGUGACUAACAAUCGAGGGGAGUUCAGGUGGCCUAGAACUCUGGCUGGCAUCACCUCCUACCAGUACUGUCUGCAGCUGCGCUACCCCUCCUUAACUAUAGGGGGCAGCGUGGAGCAGAAGAAGGCUUCGCGUAACUGUGACCGCUCUGGACGCUGGGAGGAGGGAGACUACUCUCAGUGCCUCUAUACUAAUGACAUCACACGGGUCCUGCAUACCUUCAUACUGAUGCCCAUCAACGCCUCCAACGCAGUGACUCUGGCACACCAGGUGCGAUCAUACACUCUGGAGGCUGCUGGUUUCACAGACACGGUGGAUGUUCUUUAUGUGGCUCAGAUGAUGCACAAAUUCAUGGACUACGUGACAGAACUGCGCGAGCUGUCCGAGGUGCUGGUGGAAAUGGGCAGUAACCUGAUGCAGGUAGAUGAUCAGAUUCUGGCUCGAGCCCAGAGAGAGGAAAGAGCCUGCAGUUCAGUCGUCUACACACUGGAGACUCUCGCCUGGCCUCAGCUGCACUCUCAUGCACAGGACUUCUCCAAAAGUUCUCGUAACAUCGUGAUGGAGGCUCACAUGAUUCGUCCUGCUCAUUUUACUGGCAUGAGCUGCACAGUCUAUCAGAGACGAGAGGGGACAGGAGGGAGCCAGGGGCAUGAUGGGAUUGAAUCGUCCCUUGAGCAGCAACUGCGAUUUCGCUGCACCACAGGAACACAUAACACCUCGCUGAACGCUUUUCAUGUCAAGAAUGCAGUGGCUCUUGCUUCAGUGUCUCUCCCUGCCUCUCUUUUUCCGCCGAACGCUCCUCCUGACUGUAAGCUGCAGUUUGUGGCAUUCCGCAAUGGAAGAUUCUUCCCAUUUACCAGCAAUUUCACAGGACAUUCGGACCUUGCCCGCAGACGUGGCGUCAACACUCCUGUUAUCUACGUUGGCCUUGAUGGUUGUAGCAUGUGGAAUCAGUCCGAUCCCAUUAUUGUGUCACUACGACACACGUCACCUGGAAAUGACCCUGUUGCUGCCCACUGGAGCUUGCAGGCGCUGGAGCAUCAUGGGAGUUGGAGUCUGGAUGGCUGUCAGCUGGCCCACAGUGAUGCGUCCACCUCUACACUGCGCUGCUCUGUGCUGAGCAAUUACGCUGUACUUCAGGAGAUGCCAGAUUUCCCGGGUUCACCUUUGAUUCCAGUGGAAGUGCUCCAUCCAGUGAUCUACACCUGUACUGCAGUGCUGCUCCUCUGUCUCUUCACCAUCAUCAUCACCUAUAUACUGCAUCACAGCUCUAUCAGAAUCACAAGGAAGAGUUGGCACACCCUCCUGAACACUAGUUUCCACAUUGCAAUGACGUCUGCAGUAUUUGCUGGAGGCAUCACUCUGACAGGCUACCCAGUUGUAUGCCAGGCUGUGGGGAUUGUUCUUCACUACUCUUCUCUGUCCACUUUGUUAUGGAUCGGAGUCAGUGCCAGAGUUAUCUAUAAAGAAGCCUUAUUAAGGACUCCACAACAACUAGAAGGAGAGUCUGCUGUACAACCAACCCAGCGGCCCAUGCUCAGGUUUUAUUUGAUAGCUGGUGGGGUCCCACUUAUCAUAUGUGGUAUCACUGCAGCUGUAAACAUCAAUAACUAUGGCGACAACAUUCCUUACUGCUGGUUGGUAUGGCAACCCAGUUUCGGAGCUUUCUACAUUCCAGCUGGAUUGAUCAUUCUUGUGACCUGGAUCUACUUCCUGUGCACUGCUUUCUGCCUGAGGCGCCGAAACUUCCAGGAGUCCAAAGAUCCUCCUUGUUCUGCCUCCGAACCCUCAAACUUGCCUGAGAGCCAACCGGCAAUCAGUGGCAGCACUAGCCUGCUCUCGACGGACUCUGUGGCGGGCCCGGUGCAUGCUGGGACGACGGUGGAGGACCAGUACUCAUUGAAGAACCAGUGUUUGGCACUGGUGGCGACGCAGUUUGUGUUUAUGGGGCUGUGGUGCUGCGGCGCUAUGGCUGUUUGGCACGUGGAUAGAGAGCGGAAACUCUUCAGCUGCCUGUAUGGAGGAACAGCUACGGGAUUAGGGAUCUUCUUGGUGCUCCAUCACUGUUUCAAGCGUUUGGAUGUCCAGGCGGCGUGGCUAAGUUGUUGCCCCGGGUACCGUCGCUCCCAACCCAUGCCAGCUUAUUCCCACCCCUGCACUGCCACCGUAGGCGUCCAGAGUGCCUCGGAAAGGGGCUCCCAACUUUUUGUAGGAUGCCAUCCGCCGACGGACACCAACAAUUACUCUUCUUCUGCCAGGUCGUCUUCUACUCAAAGUGGGACGACGAGCAUUGCCGUCGGGCCUUGCAAACUCACCAACCUCCUUCAAGUGACACAGGACAACGUGAAUAACGCCGCCCGAGCACCAACGGGAACUAAUACCAACACAAGCACGAGCACGGAGAACAACAAGCCGGCCAACAAUCUGCUGCCCAGUCUACUGCCUAUCCAGCAGCCUCAAAGAAGGAAGGCUUGUAGUAGAACAAGGGGUGGCAAUACGCAAUACCAUCACCGAGGGGACGGGAGAGGGCACUACCGCCUCAAAGCUCUCAGAGCGGGUGGAGGAGGUAGCAUGGGCGCUUUGGGACCUUCUGGGACAGAGCAAUCAAACAUCCACCAUCUACACAAACACGCUUCCAGUGAGAAUGGAAGUCUACGGAAUAGCCAUUCAGAGGGUCAGAACGGCCUUCUGACCAAUGGGCGGCACAGAGGGGAGGGACUAGCGACGAGCCCUUCGGAAGGUAGCGAUGGAGGUAGCAGCGGAAGUAGAAAACCUUUUCCCCUGUUGCCUUCGGUGGCAAGCAGGUCCGCCACGCAGCAGAACACUCAACGGCGCAGCGCUAGCAAAGACAAUCUUAAACUGGCCGCCGCGGCUGAGAGAGAGUCCAAGCGGAGCUCGUUCCCUCUAAACGUGGCAUCAAAUGUCACUGCGACGGCCUCGUUGACAACAGUUUCAGCGCCAAAUGGAACACUAAAGGGAUCCGUGGUGGAACUGGACACUAGCGGAACUGACCAAUCACAGGGUUCGGUUGGUAUGAAGAGCAGGGUAUGGAAGAGCGAGACGACUGUAUAAUAGUUGAAAGACUUUGAAGGUUUCUUGAAGGUGUGACCUGUAUGCCAGGAGCCAGAGCAUGGAUUUCUUUCUCCACAACCCUGCUGAAAAACUAGUUUAAACCAUUCUAAGAUGGUUUGAGGGCUUAGUUGGUCUGUGGGCUGGUUUUGGACAAUUUUCAGCCAAGUUAAACAUCAGCUUGGCUUGGCUGGGAGACUGGCUAAACCAGCUAAGACCAGGGAACCAGUCUAGCAGUGUUGUAGAACUUAAGACUGGAUGACUGCCUUCAUAUUUUUUAUGGUCUUUCUUCAGAUUCCAGUCUCAAGUACUACUGUACACGAGUUGCUAACACUGCGGAUACAUUUUGUAGUCUCUGCCGACUCGUGCAUAUCUACUAUGCCUCUGGAGCACAAGUUUCACGCGACACUUGUGAAACCUUGCUUCGUUCAAGACCCUCUUCAGGUCACUGUCUUGACUCGGACUAAGACUCGAGACAGACUUCAGACAGAGUCCUGUUUCGUCCAGUUUCAAGUAUUACAACACUGGAGCUUAGGCUGGUUCAAGAGGGGUUUUUUUCAGCAGGGAAGAGAAUGGCUUCUUUUAUGAUGAACCACCUAUACUUGUAAGUUUUGAACCGUCCAACAUGCUAAGAGCUAAUGCUAAGCAUGUUAAUAAGGAGAAGUUGCUGUUUUAUAUGAAGAAAAAUAAGGAGUGUGUAUGCAAAACCUGACUCCUUUAAAGACAAUGGUGGAGGAGUUGGUUUGACAAAAUAUGCAAAAUCAUUUUGAGUGCUUAUGUUUUCCUGUAAUACCACUUAACCUAACAAACUGUUUGAACGUAACAAAUCUUUUAAUAUCGAAUACGCCAAGGGAUCUGAACCUAAAGUUUAGCCAUUUAGCUGUGUUGAUCUUUGUUUCCGACUAUGCAUAUUCAUCAGGAUGGAGGACCGUCUGCUUGUUACCUACGUUUUCUUGUUCAGUCCCUCUGUGUCUUUGUCUCUUGUGUGUUCAUAUGUUUUUAUUUACACUAUUUCAUUUACAUGUCUGUAAGAAUGUACAUUGUGUUAUGUAUGUAUUGUUUGACCAUUACAGUGUUAAUUCAACUCUCUGGCACUAAUAAGCAGCUUUUGACAUCAGUCCCACACAGAUAUAGAAAACAAAGACUUGCCAUUGAUCCAUCCAUCCCCAACAAUUCCAUCCAAUGUUAACUGGUGCUGGGAAUGUCGUUCUUAUUCUUCUAAUGUUGUUCAGCAGAAAGUGAACUAUUGCAUGCAGUUUUUAGGGAAUAGGAACCAUUUGGAAAAUGUUGCUUAACAGUGCCCUCUAUUGGGCCAUUCCUGCCAUUGAUCAAAUGCACUGAUAAUGAAUGCUGUUGAUGGACAAAUGAUAUCAACAAAGUGACAGCUGCUUUGGAUGUCACUCCAGAUUUACUAAGGGAUUUGAUAAUGAAGGGCAAGUGUUUGUCCAUACAUGUUCUGUUGUAGCACCAUGUGUAACAUGGGCUUUUUUAGCACUUGGUUCAGGUUAUGAAUAGAGCAUUUGGCAUAGUCUUAUAAAUAAUAAUAGCGUAUUUAUAUUAUACAUAUCAGUAUUAAUAUUGAUGUAAUUGUAAUUGUAAUUAUGCAAUUUUAUGAUAUCAGUAUUUUACAGAGGAUUGGCCUAAUCAGUUUUAUAAACUCUCUGUUUUAGUCUAAAAACACACUAGCAAUCAAAGCUAGACCUCCUACACUUUUUAUCUUCAGAUUAUUACCAUACAUAGAGCGGGUUUUGUUUAUUACAAAGCACUGUUCAUCCCACAAAUGGUUAGCAAGAAGAACUACUAAUCAACCUGGAAUUGUUAGUACUCCUUAAGCUUAUGCAAAGUUCUGAGGAACAAGGCAUUGGUGAUAACAAAUACUUAUUUUCAAUAGGUCUUUUGUUUUUCAAGAGUGUCAGAAUGUCUUUUUCUCACGAAAGCAAAGAAUGGACAAUCCCAACCAAAAGCAAAAGGGGAAUUCAGUUCUUUGCACUGACUGCUUUUCUUUCUUUCCAAGGUCCACAAGCUAUCAGAUACUAACUGUAGUGCCAUUAUUUUAGAUCACAUCAUGACAAAGUCACAAGCGUUGCCUGUCUUUAGCUUUAGCUACACUUUGAUUAAAAUAAAAUUAUUUUAAUGUGUGUUCAGGGAAAUUUGUAUGCCAAAGAAGCUCGAGCUUAUUUGAUAUUGUGUAGCGUCCCAUUUGUCUUUUACCCCUUCAAGCCAGAAAUCUCCCUUAAACAUUCAAAGACCACAUAUUGCUAAAGAACCAGUCCUCCCUUUUCCCAAAUCAAAAAGCAUUUCACGUCAUCAUGACCAAUGUGAUAAUUUUGUGAUUAAUGUAAGUUAAACUAUCGCUUAUGAAGGCUUAUAAUCAUCAUCAUGUCAUUACAGAUUACAUAUUCUAUAUAAUUUUGGUUGUAUACAAUUUCAGUAGUUUUUGGUGCAUAGUGUCAUUUGAAACUACAACAACAAAGAAUGUAGUACAAUAAUACAUGGAAUUUGUGGCCUGCUCAAAGUUUGCCAUCUGUAUGUAAUACUUUUUUUUCCUUUAAAAAAGAUAGAAAUUUUAAAUGGCUUGUUUACGCAUAAUGCUUUCAUGUGACAUUGUGAUAUUUGCAUGAACAAUUUUCUUUGCCUCUGGGUAGGCCUAGAGCUUCUGAGGGUCAGUAUACAAUUCAGUGUUAUCCUAAAUAAUGUUUUGAUUGUCAUCUCGAAGUUUAAAAGGGAGAUUUCAAUAAUUACAUGAAUAUUUAUAUUUUUGUCACUCACUUCAAUAUGAAAAUGAUAGCAACAUUUUUGUAUCGAUUUCAGUAAUAUAUUUCCUAUAGAUGUUAAGAUUGUGCCUUAUCAAUGACCUGAUGCAAAAUAAAGGUUUGGAAAAAUGCCAUAAACUCAAA